GUGCUGCUGCUGGGGCUGGCAGCCGGGGCUGAGGGGUGCGGAGGUGCUUGUGCUGUGCGAGGUGACCUCUCACAGCGUUGGGCUCAAAUAGACAGCCUUCAGCAGGCUCUGUUGUGGUAGGACAAGGGGAAACGGCUUCAAACUGAGAGAGGGGAUGUUUAGAUUGGAUAUAAGGAAGAUUUUUACAACUAGGAAGUUAUUUUUGAAAGAAAGAGUACAUGUAAGAGACAAAAUGGCUCAUGCUGGGAGGCGAUACCGAGAUAAGCAAGGUGGGUACCAUGAGAAUCGUGGAUCUGAUGGAUAUGAGGAAGACAGAAAAACAAGAAAACCAAGCCCAUACAAUGGAAGGCCAGCAAAAGAUACCCGUGGUGGCCAGCACUCGAGGGCUUCCACCAUUUGCUCAGAGCCGUACUCUAAAGCUUCAGCAGCAUCACAGGAGUAUUUUGACUCACCACCACAGUAUUACCCCACCAAGGAAACCUUGUCCAUGAAGUGUUCAAAGGUAUGCACAACAAGAGGCAUUUUGAAGUUCGUGGAAAUCACCGUUAACCUCCUGGUGCUGAUUUGUGUGGGUGCUGCCCAAGCCUCUGUUGCAGGCUUUACUUCCGUCGGCGGCUUGGGCAUCGGAUCCUUUAACCUGAAUUCAGCCUACAGCCCCUUCGAGGGCACGGAGCUCCAGGAAGUGAGGGAGCUGGACAUGCAGAUCACCCAGAUGAGAGCCCCCUGCGUCUACGGCGGAGUAACCUUCAGCUUAGCAGCAGCAGCGCUCACGCUCAUCUUCCUCGUAGUGGGGGCAAAACCCAUCCACCGCCUCAAGAUGGGGCUGCUCGGUGGUGAAUGCGCCUUCAGCCUGCUGGCUGGUGUGUGCUACGUCAUUGCAGUUAGUCUCUACUUGCACUUUGUCACCCAGGUGAACGCCACGGAAGCUUGCAAGAGGCGUGAGAGGCUGUACGCGCGCCGUGGUUACACCUCCAUGAACUGCGUGGUCCAGGGUGGCGAUGCAGCCGUCGGCCUCUUUGGUGUAGUUGCGGCCUGUUUGUACUUUGCCAGCUUUGUGGUCUGCAUCCUUGCUAUUCGAACCGUGCGGGCCUUCCAGAGCCACAUGGCCAUGGCUCAGCACAGCCCCAAGAGCAGCGUUAGGGACAGAAGCGUCAGAAAUGACCGCCCCACGUACAGAACCUCUGGAAGCUCCCAGAACACCCAGGCUCUUGCCACAUUAGUGUGAAGUCAGUUGUGGGCCUGUGCCAGAGAACAGCAGCUUCAGCGAGGGGCAGUACUGGACUUUGUGUGCCUAAAUCCACUGUCUGACAAGGUACUGGAAGUGUCUCUCAAAUCACCAAAUGUAAAUAAAAUGUAAUAAAAUAGAUGCUGGAAGGAUAUUCUAACAAAGCUUUUUUUUUUUUUGGUGCAUCAGUCUCUCGGACAGACUCCUGCCUUUAAAAUGUGUUUGAUUCUAACGUUUCCACCCUGUACAGAGCAAAUCUGAACAACAGUGCACUGUUAACAGGUUGCAAUUGCAAUGGUGCCGAGCUGGUGUUAAUAACCACUCCCUUUAUUCUCUCUUGGCAUAAGGAAUUGAACAUAAAGCCUGCAUGGGCAGCCAGCUGUGCAGAGAAGUCCUUGAACACAUCCCGUGCCUGUUGAUGCAUCCUGUUGCUUUAAGCCACAGUAGGCACAAAGCAGAGGACACUCAGGUGCCUUUCUGAAUCGCAUCCUGAGUUAUACUUGUGACCUGUUCCACUUGGAACAGUGAAAUAUUUUAUCUUUCGAGUCAUGGGGUCAUCGCAUGGCAAUCACGUGCUCCUGUAGGAAUGCUGCCAAGAGGAGCAAGCUGCAGCUAACUUCAAAAGCAGCAUCUGGGGCCUGGCUCCAGGUCUGCUACAUUUUUCCUCCCACUGAGCACAGAUCAGACGGUAAGAGGCAACACAUUUGUCAGCUAUCCUCUUAAUGAAGAUACUGCUUGCCUCUGCAGCAUGGUUUGGCUUGCUGACUACAGCUGAUGAUGAGCAGAGCCCAAGUCAGGUACGCGCUGGCUGCCAUUGAGCUUUUCAAGGCAAUUCUGUAACAAUGACAAAACAUUCACGUCUCCUUCCAAUAUCUAAACGAGAAAAGCAUGAGUGAACAGCAGUAAUUGUAUGCCCCCAGGGUCGAGAAAAUAAGAGAACAUCUUUUCAGAGUUCUUUUUUGAGGAAGAUGAAAUAGGUCACUGGACUUCACAGAUGAGAGGGUGAGAAAAAAAGAGCUAUUGCUGAAGUAUGUAAGAUUUGUCAGUUUGUGGGGAGGGAAGAGGCAAUUUUGAGCCUGGCUGUGAUCUUUCUCUUCCAUGUAGCUCAGAAUCACUGUCUAGAUGAGGCCC
Lagopus muta (rock ptarmigan) is the source of this 2356-nucleotide messenger RNA. Its product is annotated as MARVEL domain-containing protein 3-like. NCBI's taxonomy places the organism in Eukaryota, Metazoa, Chordata, Aves, Galliformes, Phasianidae. Bases 155 to 1225 code for a protein of 356 amino acids. Gene Ontology annotation, cellular component: membrane. The transcript is spliced from 4 exons. The record is from RefSeq and is a predicted model, not a curated record.